GCCUGUGUAACCAGGAGUACUUAUCCCUACCACCUUACUCUCGCGCGUUGGAAAUGCCGAGCCCCUAUCAUGCUGGUUGCAAUUACAUUGCUCCCAAUGGAAGCGUUGCACAACGGCCUGCUGACCGUUCUGCACAAUCGUCGUUCACCGCACUCCAUCCGUCAACGGAACCACCGCCUGCAUCUGCAACGAUACCCGAGCACAGCAACAAUUAUCAUCAUCUCACUCCGCCGCCUCUUUCCCGCCAAAAUUCCAUCUUCGAACGUGGUACGCAGUUCGAACGCCUCGUUGCUGGGCAAGAAAGCGAAUUCGGCGAAGCACCUCCUGCGUAUGAGGAGGUCGCCCCUAGCACGGCGUAGUCCCUCUGCCUUUAACUAUUAUAUUCAGUAACGGACCUUUCUCUUUCCUGCCGUCUUGACGCUUUGUAGCCCAUCUCCUCUAUAUCCGUAUGUUACCCUCGGUAUGAAAAAUGCUUACUAGACCGACAGAUACGUCAACGGACACAAAUAGUGUAAUUGAGCUGCUACAUAUAGAACUAGUAGAAGUUGUAGAGGACGGACAGGGUGGUGGGAUGCGUACUAAAUUGAAUGUAGCGGUACAGAUAAACUAAGAAUGAUGAUGGGUGCC
Molecule: messenger RNA, 627 nt
Organism: Postia placenta MAD-698-R-SB12
Lineage: Eukaryota; Fungi; Basidiomycota; Agaricomycetes; Polyporales; Adustoporiaceae
Exons: 1
Coding region: 54-359 (101 amino acids)
Source: RefSeq, a predicted model, not a curated record